AGAAAGGCUGCACACAUACCUCACACAAGCCCUUACAAACAAGUUACUCUGCGCUGUGAACCUCCCGUAGGCCUUCAUACCCACACACUCCUGCGCGCUUGGCGGUAGGUUAUUUUUCUGGCACUUUUACGCGUGCCAUCGAUUUCUACGGAGCCUAUGAACUACUGCUUAAGAGUCAAUGCUCUCAAUCAGGAGCCGACCCAGCGACCAACUGCACGAAACAUUUGCAGCUGAUUAGUUAACUACCGGAGGAAGCUUUCGCGCGGUGAUGGCGGGCUGUUGUAUGUCCACUGAGGACCGCGAGAAGCAGCGUAUCAACGAGGAGAUCGACAAACAGCUGCGCAAAGACAAGAAGGACUCGCGAAGGGAACUCAAGCUACUGCUACUAGGCACGGGCGAGAGUGGGAAAAGCACGUUUAUAAAACAGAUGCGGAUCAUCCAUGGGGCCGGCUACUCAGACGAGGACAAGCGCAGCUUUAUAAAGCUGGUCUACCAGAACAUCUUCACAGCCAUGCAGUCCAUGUUGCGGGCAAUGGAGACAUUGCAUAUCCCACUGGCUGUGGCCAAAAAUGAGGCGUACGUUCCGAUGGUGCUGGAUGUGGAGGUGGAUAAGGUGCAGACUCUGGAGAGCGGACAGAUGGAGGCCAUCAGGGCCCUGUGGAACGACGGGGGACUCCAGGUCUGCUACGAGCGCCGCAGGGAGUACCAGCUCUCCGACUCGGCCAAGUACUACCUGAGUGAUUUGGACCGAAUAGCCGACCCUGCUUACCUGCCGACCCAGCAGGACAUUCUGAGGGUCCGUGUGCCGACCACGGGCAUAAUUGAGUACCCGUUUGACCUGGAGAACGUCAUCUUCAGGAUGGUGGAUGUGGGGGGUCAAAGGUCAGAGCGCAGGAAGUGGAUCCACUGCUUCGAGAACGUCACUUCCAUCAUCUUCCUCGUGGCGCUCAGCGAGUACGACCAGGUGCUGGCCGAGUGCGAUGACGAGAACCGCAUGGAGGAGAGUAAGGCGUUGUUUAAGACUAUCAUCACCUACCCGUGGUUCCAGCAGUCGUCAGUCAUCCUCUUCCUCAACAAAACCGACAUUUUGGAGGAGAAGAUCCAGCGCUCAGACCUGGUGACCUACUUCCCUGAGUUCACCGGUCCUCCUCAAGACCCUAAGGCAGCUCGCGAGUUCAUCCUGCAGAUGUACAAGGAGCAGAACCCCGACCGCGAGAAGACCAUUUACUCCCACUUCACGUGCGCCACGGACACGGAGAACAUCCGCUUCGUGUUCGUCGCCGUGAAGGACACCAUCCUCCGGCACAACCUGAAGGAGUUCAACCUCGUCUAACACACACACCAAACGCAUCAACAUCAUCCAAGAUGUCGCCCCCCAGAGAGACAGCCUUGAAGCUCGACACGUUUGAAAUCGCUCAGUCAAUUCAAUUUAAUUAAUUCCAUUUAAUUAAUUUAUAUAGAGCCAUGAAUAGAUAUUGUCUUAAAGCGCUUGACAGAGCCCAAGACCUGAUCCCCCGUAGAGACGACGGUGGCAAGGAAAAACGUCCUUUUAGCAGGAAGAAACCCUGAGCAGAACCCAGGUCAGAGGGGGGGCCCAUCUGCAUGAGGGAAGGCCCAGUAGAGGGAUAGAAAGAAGGGGUGGGAGGUGUGUGUGUGGGGGGGGGACAGGUAGAUUAUUCGUACAUAGAAUCAAGUAAAUCAUAGUGCCUUACAGGGGGCAGGUGUACAUCAGGCAUACAUGCAGCUUGCAGGGUGUAGAAAGGGAGAUGGGUAAGACAAGGAAUGCAAGCGUACAAAUAUAAUGACAACAUAAUGAGGAUCUUAAUGUACUCAUAGCGUUCCUAUCAAUAGAAUGGGCAGAAGAUUGUGAUCAUAUUAGCAGAGAAAUGGGUAGUUAGGCUGGCAGUCCAAAUGUGUGUGUGAUGCAGUGUAGGAAACAUGUUGUAGAACAUUGGAUGCAAGACAUGCAGUCAAACAACCCUAUGUGCUCGUUCCCACUCCUCCUCACGUGCAGGGUUGGGUUGUGUAUGUGGAAGAGGUGGCAUUUUACAGGUAUGCAUGUCUGUAUGUGUAAGAUGAACAAGAAACUAUUCUUCCUGGUUUGCUGCCAUCUGAUGGAUGGAGUUUACAUUUUAUAAUGCUCAUGAUAUUUUUAAGUCGGAAAAAGAAGUAGAAUAUUCUUUAGUAGAGUUUUUACUUUGCGGCUUUGUUUGCACAAAGGUUACCUAUUUAUCAAAAUGUAUACAUUUCUUUAGUCGUAGGAGUAUGUGUUUGUGUCUGCGCUCCGGCAUCCCACGACAGACUCAAACCAUGAGAUUCUACUUGAUAUGCACUGACUACCUUGUGUUUCUUUAUGGCGACGUCUUUUAGGAGAUCCUUCAUGUGAUAGUUUUUGUGAGAACAUAUUCCACAGCGAGUAGAGACGAUAGUACAUGUGUUCUGAUGUGGUUGUGUGAUUGUGUGAGUAUAAUAAAUGAUUAUGAUAUUGA
Molecule: messenger RNA, 2489 nt
Organism: Clupea harengus (Atlantic herring)
Lineage: Eukaryota; Metazoa; Chordata; Actinopteri; Clupeiformes; Clupeidae
Gene: gna14a
Product: G protein subunit alpha 14a
Biological process (GO): phospholipase C-activating dopamine receptor signaling pathway; adenylate cyclase-modulating G protein-coupled receptor signaling pathway
Cellular component (GO): heterotrimeric G-protein complex; cytoplasm
Molecular function (GO): guanyl nucleotide binding; GTPase activity; G protein-coupled receptor binding
Source: RefSeq, a predicted model, not a curated record